Messenger RNA from Esox lucius (northern pike), 1246 nucleotides. RefSeq names its product ribonuclease T2, like (gene rnaset2l). The transcript is spliced from 10 exons. NCBI's taxonomy places the organism in Eukaryota, Metazoa, Chordata, Actinopteri, Esociformes, Esocidae. Bases 268 to 1062 code for a protein of 264 amino acids. The record is from RefSeq and is a predicted model, not a curated record. Gene Ontology annotation, biological process: RNA catabolic process. Gene Ontology annotation, cellular component: extracellular region. Gene Ontology annotation, molecular function: RNA binding; ribonuclease T2 activity.
UAACCAUGCUUAACCUAUACACAGUCUGUCAGUUGUAUUAUGAGCUACAUUAUGAAAGAAUCUUCAUGUUGCAGGACAAUUAGUUCCAUUUCUUGGGUGAGGUCUUUUGAAAGGGGAACAAAAACCAGCACCCCCCCCCACGCUGCUUUCUCUUCAUCUGUGAUCAUUAUAUCAGGCUGAUAUCAGGCUGAUAUCAGGCUGAACGUAUCUCCCGUAUCAACAGACCACUAUUGUUACAGAUCGCCCUUACAGGAAUACAUCCUCUGCAUGGACAUGCUUUCACCAGUACUGUUCCUGGUGGCCAUGCAGAUCGGCCUGACAAUCACCCUGGAGUCUGACCACGGGGAAGAUGACCAGCAGAAUAAAUUCUGUACAUUUAAGUGUUUCAAGUUUACUCUACAGUGGCCUGGAAGCUUUUGUGUGGGUCUGAAGAAUUCAACUCAAUGCAGAAUACCUCCAAAUAUCAACAACUGGACAAUUCAUGGACUGUGGCCUUCAAAUGUCCAAAAAUGUUGCCAAUGCUGGCCCAUAUUCCACUCUGAUCUCAAGGAACUGGACCCUGAACUCACUCAGUUUUGGCCUUCCCUACUUAAGACCCAACCCAGUUUUAAUUUCUGGAAAGAUGAAUGGACCAAACACGGCUCCUGUGCUGCUUGUGUUGAGGGCAUGAACUCGCCCUUACGUUACUUUCAGAUAUGUCUGAAACUACGCAGUAACUUUGAUAUUGACCGAGCUCUGAUUGCGGAUGCAGGUAUCAAGCCCUCCUGUAACCAGUCUUAUCAGCUUGAUGAAGUCAACCGCGCACUGGCCCCAAUCAUUGGAGAUGAUCCUGACGCGGAAAUUCAGUGUGUAAAGGAUGAAAAGGGACGAGAGGUACUGGUUCAGGUGAAGAUCCCAUUGUCUCGAAACCUCACCCUUGGAUGUCAUCCCAAAGAAGGCCAUGGAGCUGAGCCAGAACCUGUCCAGCACUGGUACAAGUCUCCUGCGCACCCCUGUCCACAGAAGGCGGCCAUCUUCUACUUCCCCAUAAGUCAUGUCCGUCCGGAUCAGCCCUGUGACUAGGGAUACAGCUGUGGCUUCGGCGGGUUCUUAAAGCGACAUGGCUCACCCAUCGCUGAGGAAGACCACAUUCAAGACACUCACGCUGUAUUAAUUCCUUUCAUGUCCUGUGUGUACCUGAGUAUAUUGUUUUGCACUGACGCUUUUGCUAACUAGGGUGUUGGUAAAAUAAAGUGAGUAAACCUUU